AUGGAUGAAUGGAAAAGUCGGCUUGUAAUCAAGAGCACUCUUCCCCAUUACGCCAUGGUGGGAAAUCGUCAGGAGCCCAGAAAGCUCCAGGAAUCGCCACAGGGCACCAUUAAGAGGCGACAAGCAGGAGACAACUUCCAGCAGUUUCCAGGCAUGGCUGACGGGGGUUACCCUAAUAAAAUCAAGAGGCCCUGCCAUGAAGAUCUCACCCUUUCUAUGGGCCCAGGUGCCCAGCCCAGUGCUCCCUGUGUCAAGCUGCAGGAGCCCCCGUUGUCAAUGAACGCAGGCGCAACAGCUACGGAUGUGGCUGGCCAGUCGCUCCUCCUGGAAAACAAUCCCAUGAACGGCGGCCUUGUGGGCUCACCAUUUGUGGUGCCUCCGACAACAGAAGUGGGGCUGAAAGGGCCCACUGUCCCUUACUAUGACAAAGUCAGUAGCGUGCCAAACAGCCUGCCAGCUGUAGACCAGGAACUUCAAGAUCUGCUAGAGGAGCUAACAAAAAUUCAAGAACCUUCUCCUGGUGAUCUAGAUCUUGAGAAGAUCCUGGGGAGCAAGCCUGAGGAGCCAGUGGUCUUAGAUCACCCCCUGGCAGCCCUAGACCCAACUCCCAAGGCCUCAGUUCACAUGUCACACUUGGAGGGCCUGGGUUCCAGCAAGGAGUUGGCUUCGAGUUGCAGCCAAGCGGCUGGCGUGUCACUGCACAUACCACUGUCCUCCACAGGGAUCAGCUACACGUUCCCUUCUACCAGUAAGCAGAUGGUCUCGCCCAGUUCUUCGACAGCACAGGCCAAGAACCAGGGCCAAGCGAUGCUCUCUGUCACUGUGCCACCACCCCAGGUGCCUCAGUGGCAUCAUGCUCACCAGCUGAAGGCAUUGGCAGCCAACAAGCAGGGCUCUGCUAUGAAGACACAAGGGCCCCCACCCAGUUGGUCUGGUCUGCCUCCACCAGGCCUCUCCCCGCCCUAUCACCCAGUGCCGUCGCCACACCCACCACCACCGUUCAGCUCGCAGAGCCUCAUGGUAUCCUGCAUGUCGUCCAGCAACCUGCCAGGUAGCAGUCUCCAAGGCUCUGCCAAUGCCUUACUCACCGGCAUGGCUACCAGCAGCAACACUGUCCUGGGACCUGUCAUGACCUACGUUCCCGAAAAGCUCCCCAGCCCAGCUCUCAACCAGCAGUCACAGUUCAACCCUCAAAGCUCCAUCCCUGCCAACCUGGUGUCCUCGAGCAUCAAGAGCCCCCAAGGGCACCUGAUGUCCACUCUGCCCACCAGCAACGCCGGGCCCUCACCACCCUACCGCCCGGAGAAGCUCUCCAGCCCAGGCUUACCGCAGCAGUCCUUCACCUCCCAGUGCUCGCUGCUCCGGAGCCUCACACCCACCAGUUCCGCACUAAGCCAGCAGCAGCCGCAGCUGCAGCAAGCAAACGCAGUCUUGAAGCCCAUGCCUGCUGGCUCCUCCAAAACCCUGAGGCUGAUCAUGCAGCAGGGGCUGGCCAACCCCAGCUCGGGGAGCCCAGAGCCAUUUACUUUUGGCAACACCAAGCCUUUGUCCCAUUUUGUCUCUGAGCCGGGCCCCCAGAAGCUGCCCUCCAUGCCGGCCACCUCCAGGCAGCCUUCCCUGCUCCACUACCUGCAGCAGCCGAUGUUGACGCAGGCCUCUUCGGCCACCGCCUCCUCCACUGCCACCGCCACCUUGCAGCUGCAGCAGCAGCCGCCGCCGGACCCUUCUUCGUUCCUCCUGCAGCAGAUGAUCCAGCAGCCCCAGCGCGUGGCCCGAUCGCUGCCUGCGGAGCCCAGACAGGCCUGUUGCCAUCUGUUUGCAUGGACUUCUGCAGCUAGCUCGGUGGAACACCAGCACCAACACUGGGACCCUUUCACUAGCAGGCAAGAUGCUCAGCCUGGAGACGCGUCACCAUCUAUCAUUCCUCAUAUAGACAAAGCCUGCGAGCUUGGGGAAGCCAGGCCCCCCCAGGUCAGCCUCGGGCGGCAGCCCCCAGCCUGCCAGGCGCUGGGGAGCGAGCCCUUCCUGCCCGGCAGCUCCUUUGCUCAUGAGCUGGCCCGAGUCACCUCCUCGCACAGCGCCUCAGAGGCAGCGCCCUGGGGCGGCUGGGAUCCGAAGGCCUGGAGGCAGGUGCCUGCGCCACUGCUGCCUAGCUGCGACGCCGCAGCCCAAGAAACAGAGACCAAAUCCUAUGGCAAUGACCCCUGA
Molecule: messenger RNA, 2208 nt
Organism: Orycteropus afer afer
Lineage: Eukaryota; Metazoa; Chordata; Mammalia; Tubulidentata; Orycteropodidae
Gene: MAMLD1
Product: mastermind like domain containing 1
Exons: 5
Coding region: 1-2208 (735 amino acids)
Biological process (GO): regulation of transcription by RNA polymerase II
Cellular component (GO): nuclear body
Source: RefSeq, a predicted model, not a curated record